AUGGGAAAAGUCGUUUCUCCGGGACUGAAUGCAUCAGUAAAUUUCGCCACACUCCUCUCUGGAUGCGCAUUCCUUGGCCUGGUUGUUUCCAUGCCUCUACUUUUCACCAUUAUGAACAGUAUCGAAGAGGAACUGAUGGAGACUCGAGGAGUUUACAACGAAAUGGCUGAUACUAUGUGGAAGGAGCUAAUGAAUGAGGAAGAGGAGCUUCGGAGGUUCCCUCGACAAGUUUACAAAGAAGGAAAGGCUGGAACUGGUGGUGGCUCUACAGGAAGUGGUGGUGGCUCUACAGGAAGUGGCGGUGGCUCUACAGGAACUGGUGGUGGCUCUACAGGAAGUGGUGGUGGCUCUACAGGAAGUGGUGGUGACUCUACAGGAAGUGGCGCAGGCUCUACAGGGAUUGGUGAAAGUGCUGGAGUAUUAGGAACAAGCAAAGUAGGAACGACAGGUGCAGGAAAUGGGGGUGGAAAAGGAAGAGGCGGUGGAGGAUCUAGUUGCCCCGCAGGUCCCAAAGGUUCUCCAGGACCGGCUGGAAUACCAGGAAAUGAUGGUUUCCCGGGAGUCCCUGGAAAGGAUGGCGGUGGUGCACAAUCGUCAAAUGCAGCUGGAGAUCAGGGUUGCCCCGUUUGUCCUCCUGGUCCUCCUGGUUUGCCAGGAUACAAAGGAACGCGUGGUCCUCGAGGACCUAAGGGAGAAAAAGGUGCACCCGGAAGUCCAGGAAACGAUGGCGCUACUGGCGAUGAAGGAACUGACGGCUCACCAGGUCUUCCUGGAGAAAUGGGAGCAGCGGGAGAAAGAGGAGCACCUGGAGCGGAUGCUGUGGGAUCUGGAAAAGGAAGUCCAGGACCAGCAGGAGAAAUGGGACCCGCUGGUCCAGAAGGAGAUGAGGGGCUUCCAGGAGAGCGAGGCGAUGAUGCUAUGCCAGGUCCACAAGGACCACCUGGUGCAAUGGGAGCUCCUGGUGAGGCAGGUCAGGAUGGCUACCCUGGCCUUCCCGGACAGCCUGGUGGAAGCGGUGCCGAUGCCGAGUACUGCCCAUGUCCCGACAGAGCUAAGAAAAAUGGAGAACAGUACAAAACUGAUGUCAGCAGCGGAAGCAACGGUGGCAGUGACUCAGGAGCUGAAAGUCCAGCAUCACCAGUAGGAGAUGGAGCUGCUGGAGCUUCUGAAGGCACUAGUGGAGGCUCGAGUGAGAAUGGUGGAGCCAGUGGAGCAGCGGAAGCUACUGCUGGCUCAUCCGGUGCUACAGCCGAAGCUGCAGCAGGAGAUGCAGGAAAAAGCAAUGAAGGUAGUGGAGGAGCGGGUGGAUCGGAAGGUGCGAGUGGUGGCGCAAGUUCGGCCGCUGAUGUUGGAGGAUCUGGUAGCGCAGGAGGAAAAGCAUCAGGAGAAUAUCCCAUCAAAAAGGCUCUUGUCGUUAAUAAGAAAGCGUUCGCUCGUGCACUCCGAAGAAAACUCGUUCUCAAAGCAUAA
This is a messenger RNA of Necator americanus (New World hookworm), 1470 nucleotides long. RefSeq lists its product as uncharacterized. The record is from RefSeq and is a predicted model, not a curated record. The transcript has 10 exons. Gene Ontology annotation, molecular function: structural constituent of cuticle. Lineage: Eukaryota; Metazoa; Nematoda; Chromadorea; Rhabditida; Ancylostomatidae. Bases 1 to 1470 code for a protein of 489 amino acids.